This is a messenger RNA of Plasmopara halstedii, 180 nucleotides long. RefSeq lists its product as uncharacterized. The record is from RefSeq and is a predicted model, not a curated record. The transcript has 2 exons. Lineage: Eukaryota; Oomycota; Peronosporomycetes; Peronosporales; Peronosporaceae. Bases 1 to 180 code for a protein of 59 amino acids.
AUGAUAAUCAAUCAGUGGAAACGCAAGCGUCUAAUGCGUAGUACAAGUGGACGUGUCUCUUACCCAGAACUGUGUGGAAGACAACUAGAGGGUGCUAGCCAGACACCAUAUGUCUGGAGGCUUGUGGAUAGAUUUCCAUCAGCCAGCUUGAAGCCAGACUGUCGUCAGGCAACGAAGUAA